Messenger RNA from Chelonia mydas (Green sea turtle), 4969 nucleotides. Its product is annotated as melanin-concentrating hormone receptor 1. Gene Ontology annotation, molecular function: melanin-concentrating hormone receptor activity; neuropeptide binding. Gene Ontology annotation, cellular component: membrane; neuron projection. The record is from RefSeq and is a predicted model, not a curated record. Gene Ontology annotation, biological process: neuropeptide signaling pathway. The coding region runs from base 2350 to 3432 and encodes 360 amino acids. The transcript is spliced from 2 exons. NCBI's taxonomy places the organism in Eukaryota, Metazoa, Chordata, Testudines, Cheloniidae.
UUUACCUCCUGUCAUUUGAGCUAAAGAGGUGUUUUUAAGUUUAAAAUGGGCAUUUUUUUUCUUCACAUUCCACAUACUAGAGAAAAAAAAAAAAAACAGCCGAAAUUACAGUAUUUUGCUUAAACUUAAAGAAACCCCCACCUUAAUCUUUGGACUGAGUGAAAGCCUACAAAAUUUCAUCCCAAAAGGUGAAAUAACGAUCUUACACUGGAAGUAUUUAUGCAACUUUAACAAUUGCUGCUACUCCUAGUUUUGGACCACAUCCUCAGCUCGUGUAAAUCAGCAUAGUUCCACAAUGGAGCUAUGUCAAUUUUACAUCAGCCAAGGAUUUGUAUGGAACAACAUUGUAACAUUGCUGCAGAAUGCUGCACUUUUAUUCACGUUCAGGGCUGACCAAGAAGAAUUCACAUCACAGCUGCAGUUAGUACAGCCCAUCAGCAAGUUUUUAUUACGUACGCUUCUGCCAUCUGUGUGAGUAGUCUUACCUGCCAGCUUCCAAAAGGAAAGUGCAUUCUUUAGUGAAGCUUUCAGUAGCAGCUGCUAUAUCUAUAAAUGUGCUGGCUUUCAAUUGCUGCAAUAAAACAAUAAAGACAAACACUUCCCUUUGCACCUGGAGGCAUUGCAGACCCAAGGUAAGACAAGAGCAUUGUAAUGAAAAUAUUGAUAAGCAGUAAUUGCUUUGCACUGGUAUGUGAAGAAACUAAUGUAAUUGCAAUUACGGUGACUCCAAUUUUUAAGUGAAGUCUGUUUCUUCAUACAUUUUCCUUGCUGCCAUUGAUGCUAAUAGCACAAACUUGUGCAUAACAAUUUUCCCCUUAUCUCAAAAGCAAGAGAGGACAUGGUUAAGUCCUAUUUUCUGAAACGAGUAUAAAAGUAUGCCCCAAGAAAGGAAGCAAGGAAAAAUUUGGAAUGAUUGGGAGUCAACACUUAUGCUUUUCCUUUCAACCAACCUUAUUUCCCUGUGCAGAUACCAGAAUGGACCAGAACUGCAAUGAACCAGUUGAGAAUGCAGUUUGCAAAUUAAAGAGACUCCUGAGGGGCAGUGUGACCCAAAGGGUUGUGAUGCUGAAAGCAUCCUGCCCUAUCUGGUAAAUGAAAUGAAUUUUUCACUGUGCUGUUAGACCUUAAAAUGGUCACUGGUCGAUGAACCACCAGGAUAGAAAUUAUUGCUAAGAACUAGGAAUCCUUGUGGUUAGCAAGAAAUGGGACUUGAAAUCACAUCAAUCUGAUUAUCAUCCUACCUUUCCUUGCAUUACUGCCUACUAUCCACUCUCACUAGAACUAUUAUCCCUAGUAUGUAAUCUCAUCUGCCAAAGUGACUAAUAUCAAUGAGUCUACAGUUCAUGAGUGCAUUGGCUGCUAAGACUAUGUUGUAAUUUAAGUUGUGGGAGAAGCAAGACAGUAAUUUAAAUGAAAGCCUGGGUCCCACCUCAUUUAGUUUUUCCAAUAUUGUAUUUAUUACAUGUAAACUCUAUAAAACUUCAACAGUUUCACACAAACCUUGAAAAGAAAUCUCCUGAUUAGUUCCCCUCCUCUCCAAGCAGCGCCUGCCUGUGUUGAUCAUAAGCAGUCCUUGCUUCCACAUUCCACAGAUGCUUCAAUGAUCCACUGGAGUAAAAUGGGAAAAAUAUUGGGGAAGGGGAGAGAGAAAGAAGAGGUCCUUCAUUGCGCUGCAACUCAGCAGGUUUAUCAGAAAAUAUUAUAGCUCCCAAUAUAUUUACCCAUCCAGCCCUUAUAUUUUCAGCCACUAGUAGCUCAUAUUGUUUGAGUUAAAAGCAAAUGGAAAUUAGCCCAAACCCUAGCAUAUACAACUGAAAUUUAAAUGUUGGUUCUUCAGAUUAACUCUUUUCAGGCAGAUAGUAUUAUUGACUUGCUUAUAUGAGUCAUGAAAGCUACAGCUGCCCUAUAUGUUGAAUGCAUGUGUUUGCGCAUGUGUGUAAUGUAUUUCGAUUUACUUAGCUCAAGUCCCAGUGUCUUUUUAUAGAACAUAGGUUUAUUUCUCAGUCCACCAAUGGAUCCAAGUCGCUGCCUUCUGCACUACAUAAAUGAGCUCUGCUUCUCUGUUCUCCCUCCCAGUGUGUUAAUAGGCACUCGGCUGACAGCCUGCUGAUAGGCACUUUGCGUCUUACAUUUUGGUGUCAGUUUCACCUGGCAUUGGUGUAGAAGCAAGGGAGUCAGAGCUUUACAACAGCAGCUUUUUAACAGCGACAGCAGCCUCUGCUGGUUCUCAGAGUGGCAGGUUUGAGCAUCCUCACAGGAUCUCCCAGGAACUGGCCACCUUUCUUCUACAUUAAACAUCAGCACCGCAACAUCUUCAAACUAUUGAUCAGAUCCAAUUACUGCCGUGGGAUGGAUUUUAAAACAAAUCCUACAGAGAGCUUGAAUGGCUGCACUGCUAACAUCACCAAGGCUGUGCAAAACUUUUCCCUGCCUGGUGAGCCCAGCACUGUAAGCUAUGCCGACUUCAUCAUGCCUAGCCUGUUUGGCAUCAUCUUCUUCCUAGGCAUCAUUGGUAACAGCCUGGUGAUCUGCACAGUCUUUAAGAAAUCCAGCCCCAGGAGCAGCGUCCCAGAUAUCUUCAUCAUCAGCCUCUCCAUGGUGGAUCUGCUCUUCCUCCUGGGCAUGCCCUUCCUCAUUCACCAGCUGCUGGGCAAUGGAGCCUGGUACUUUGGGGAAACCAUGUGCACCAUUAUCACUGCUCUGGAUGCCAACAGCCAAUUCACUAGCACCUACAUCCUCACUGCCAUGUCCAUUGACCGCUACCUGGCCUGCGUGUACCCUUUCACCUCCACUCGCUUCAGGAAGCCACUUGUGGCCAUCCUGGUGAUCUGCAUGCUCUGGGCCCUCUCCUUCCUCAGCAUCACCCCGGUGUGGAUGUAUGCCCGGCUCAUCCCUCUGGCUGGGGGGCUGCUGGGCUGUGGGAUUCGGCUGCCAGACCCGCAGAAUGACAUCUACUGGUAUACGCUCUAUCAGUUCUUCCUCGUCUUCGCCAUCCCCUUUACCCUCAUCACUGUGGCCUACAGGAGGAUCCUGCUCAGGAUGGCCAGGUCCUCAGAGGCACUCACUGGCCAGAGGUGCACCAGCACCUGCACCAAGAAAGUGACACGUGUGGCCAUUGCCAUCUGCCUGGCCUUCUUCAUCUGCUGGGCGCCUUACCAUGUGCUACAGCUCGUGCAGCUAGCCAUGCGCCACCCCACCCUGCCCUUCUACUAUGCCUACAACGUGGCCAUCAGCAUGGGCUAUGCCAGUUGCUGCCUCAACCCCUUCAUCUACAUCCUGCUAGGGCAGACCUUCCGCAGGAGGCUGGUGGUUUCCGUCAGGCCUGCUGCUGCAGGGGAAGAGGCUUCCCAGAACGGGGGCAACAGCGCACAGGGGGACCCAAAUGAGUCAGGACAGCCACUGCUGCACCUGGUGUCUGUCUCUGGCAGGUAAAGAGAUCGGCAGCAGGUGGGAGAUUCCCACACAGCCCAGAAAAGCCCUGGUGGUCUCAUGUAUUAACUAUAGACAUUCCCCCACAAAUGCACACACAGUUGUUUGGCUGAGUACCAAUGGCUGUCUUGUGGUGGGAGUGGUUCCUCUGCCCAGCUGAUCUCUUGUGGCUGGAAACAGAUUUCUGCAGCGUCAACAUUUGGGCUGGGUUCUGUCUGACGCUGAGCCAGUUCAUGUGUGUCCUCUAAAUUCUUCCUGGCUAGACGUGAAUUACUUUCCCCCCGGCAAGUGAAAGACUUUUGCACUCUUCCUAUAUUCUCACUGGAAGGGCCCAGGCACCAAACAUUUUAGUGUUGGUGUUAAAUUCCAUACAAGCAAUGAGUCAUGGCUUGGCUGAGAGGCACUGCCAUUGGAUCACACCUGGCAUGCGUUUCAACUUGUUUUUUUGCUUUAAGUGUGUGAAGAAUGAUGACUUAAGAUCAGCUCUGAUCCUUCUCUCCCUGGGGACAGAUCAGGAAUCUAAUACAUUUUAAAGCAAUUCAACAAUAGCAUUUUCACUUCUCUAUUUACAUCGUUCCAUCUGCAUGUGAUCAUUAACCAUAGCCAAUAUUGUACUCAUUUUCUAGUGAUCAAAGCCAGCUUUCUGCCAGCAACAUCAGCUGUCCCAGAGCCAGAAGAAUAAUUCCAAAUGCAUUUAAAAUUAAAUCAUGGAUUGCAAAUAGCCAAAGAAUAACUGUUCUGAACUGUAUUAUUAUAGUACACCUACCAACAUGACUUGAAUGAUUAGCUGCCACCAGGUCAUCAAACCAUUGCACAGCGGAAAAUAAUGACUGGACUCUAUGCACUUCAUUAGACAGAAGUGUUUGCUGACACUGGCAGCACAUCAUGUCCACAUUCCUAUCACCAUAAAAUUUCUCCAGCAGCAGGUAGCAAUCCUUUGAUGGACAUAGGUUUCCAAAGCAUUAGGCCAAGGACUUUUAAACAUUAUUUUGAGUGACUGUUUUUGGGGUGCCCAAUGUGAGACACCUUUUUAAGAGGUUUCUGAAAAUUGGGUUCCUUUCAGAUCAGGCCUCUUAGGCACCUCAAGUUGGGCACCCAAAAUCAGUAGUUUUGUUUUAAUAUUGGCCAUUUUUAUUAGUAAAGCAGUAAUGAGUGUCUAUAUCCAUAGAAAGAUGAAUGAAUGGGAAAGACAGUAGUAACAGCAAAGUUUCCAUAACGCUCAUUAUUCCUGUCAUUUAUCAUCAGAAGACAGCUUUUCAUAGUUUAAAAAGUCUUUGCUUUUUUAAAAAAAUAUAGUGGUGGGUCCAUAAACUCAGUAGAAGGCAAAAUAAUUUAUUUCACAGAAGCGGACACUAAAUCAGAAUUUAUCAUCAUGUUUUAUGAAGAAGAACUGUAAAGUUCUGUCGUGUUCCAUAGCUCUUUAUUUUAAAACGAACAACUACCAUUUCCUAUUUGUCUAUAUUGUGUUCUAUCCAGGUUCCUAAACAGUGCCCUGGACCAUGGUAUUCAAGUAACUAUGUGCCAAUUGAAAAAAAGUGCA